AGGAUCACGAAAUUAGCAAGGGGGAAGCAUACAAAAAACGCUGACUUCCUGUGUUUUCUUAUAACGAAUGAAUACAUUACGCAGAACAUAAGCGAGAGGGAUAUAAUAUCUGAAAACGGUAUCGCUGUGGAUGCCACUGCUGUAAAUGCGGAUUGUUUACAACAGCCCUCGCAUCCUUUCCUCCCUCCCCUUUUCCUCUUUCCCAGAGCGCCUGGGUGCUGGUGGCGAGACAGCAGCUACAGCAGCUCCCGCUGACCGAAGAUAGCGCCUGCAGAGCCGGCCACGGCCGUCACAUCACCCCGGGCCCCUGGAGGGUGCCAUCAAGAGCAAAGCAGGAAGCUUUUGAUGCCACAUCAUUGUGCAGCAUCAUUCUUCCGUGAAGAAAAUCACACAACCACUUCUGGAUUUUAUUGAUUUUCACCUCCAAGUGUUUUCAGGAGUUUGGAUGUGCAGUUUCACAUGACAUGGCUGUUCUUAAACUAGUCGACCAGCCACCCCUCGUCCAAGCCAUCUUUAAUGGAGACCCCGAUGAAAUUCGUGUGCUCAUAUGUAAAUCAGAAGAUGUCAAUGCACUGGACACUGAGAAGCGAGCUCCCCUUCAUGCAGCAGCCUUCCUCGGAGAUGCUGAAAUCACGGAGCUCCUCAUUAUGUCAGGGGCACGAGUCAAUGCCAAAGACAACAUGUGGUUGACUCCACUACACAGGGCAGUGGCAUCACGUAGCGAGGAGGCUGUUCGCGUGUUGAUCCGUCAUUCUGCCGAUGUUAACGCACGGGAUAAGAACUGGCAGACUCCGUUGCAUGUCGCUGCUGCCAACAAGGCUCUGCGCUGUGCUGAGGUCAUCAUCCCGCUUCUGAGCAGCGUCAACGUUUCGGAUCGUGGGGGACGCACCGCCCUGCACCAUGCUGCCCUUAAUGGGCACACAGAGAUGGUUAGCCUUCUCCUGGCCAAGGGUGCCAAUAUCAAUGCCUUUGACAAGAAAGACUGCCGUGCACUGCACUGGGCGGCAUAUAUGGGUCACUUAGAAGUGGUUUGUUUACUGGUGAGUCAAGGGGCCGAGAUCAGCUGCAAAGACAAGAGAGGAUACACCCCUCUACAUGCUGCUGCUUCCAACGGUCAGAUCGCUGUGGUGAAACACCUGCUCAGCCUUGCUGUAGAGAUCGAUGAAGCCAAUGCCUUUGGGAACACAGCGCUGCAUGUGGCCUGCUUUAAUGGACAAGAUGCAGUAGUCAGUGAGCUGAUCGACUACGGUGCUAAUGUCAGUCAGCCGAAUAACAAGGGUUUCACACCUCUGCACUUUGCUGCCGCGUCCACUCAUGGUGCCCUGUGUCUGGAGUUCCUGGUCAACAGUGGAGCUGACGUCAAUGUCCAAAGUCGUGAUGGGAAAAGCCCUCUUCAUCUGACGGCAGUCCAUGGACGAUUCACACGCUCCCAGACACUCAUCCAAAACGGUGGAGAGAUUGACUGUGUCGAUAAGGAUGGAAACACUCCUCUGCAUGUCGCUGCUCGAUAUGGCCAUGAACUUUUGAUAAACACCCUAAUCACGAGUGGAGCUGACUGCACUAGAAGAGGAGUACACGGCAUGUUUCCUUUGCAUCUGGCCGCUCUAAAUGCUCAUGCCGACUGCUGCCGGAAGCUUCUCUCCUCAGGACGGAGGUAUAGCAUAAUGUGCCCUCUCAGUAAUGACUCGGUCCUGUCUGCAGGCUUCCAGAUCGAUACACCAGACAACCUGGGGAGGACGUGUCUGCAUGCUGCAGCUGCGGGCGGUAAUGUGGAAUGUGUGAAGCUAUUGCUCAGCAGUGGAGCCGAUCAUAACCGCAGGGACAAACAUGGAAGGACCCCUCUCCACUAUGCGGCAGCUAGUCGACACUUUCAGUGCCUGGAGACUUUGGUGUCCUGCGGAACCUGCAUUAAUGCCACUGACCAGUGGGGGCGCUCUGCUGUGCACUACGCUGCUGCUUCUGACCUGGACCGGAGGCGGCGUGUGGUCCUGGAACCAGAGAGUGACGGAGUUCAAGCUGAGAAGGAGAAGGAGGCAGCUCUGUGUCUUGAGUUCCUGUUGCAGAAUGGUGCUGCCCCAUCACUCAAAGAUAAACAGGGCUACAGUGCUGUUCAUUAUGCUGCAGCGUACGGCCACAGACACUGUCUGAAACUGCUUUUGGACAGAGAUGAGAACCAACAGGAUGAUGAGAACAGCCAAACCAGAAGCCCAUUGCAUCUGGCCGCAUACCAUGGUCACGCACAGGCUCUAGAAGUGCUCCUGGAGGGUCACUGCGAGGUGGAUCAGGGGGAUGAGGUGGGUCGGACUCCACUGGCGCUCGCUGCCCUCCGGGGUCACACUGACUGCGCUCUCACGCUUCUGAACCACGGGGCCUCACCGAGAAGCAAAGAUACUCUCCGGGGACGUACACCGAUCCACCUUGCAGUCAUGAAUGGUCAUACGUCAUGCGUGCGCCUCCUGCUGGAAGACUCUGAUAAUGCAGAUCUGGUAGAUACAGCGGACUCUCAGGGACAGACCCCUCUAAUGCUGGCAGUGAUGGGGGGUCAUGUGGAUGCUGUGUCUCUUCUAUUGGAGCGUGAGGCCAGUGUGGACUUGGCUGAUCAUCAUGGUCUGACUGCUCUGCACCUGGGGCUCUUGUGUGGACAGGAGGAAUGUGUUCAGUCGCUGGUGGAGCUAGAGGCAUCUGUGCUGCAGGGGGACUCCAGGGGUCGGACAGCCAUCCACCUGGCUGCAGCGAGGGGUCACGCGUCCUGGCUGAGUGAAUUGCUCAAUAUUGCAUGUUCUGAAUCCCCGAUACCUCCAUUACGAGACAACCAGGGAUACACACCCUUACACUGGGCCUGCUACUAUGGUCAUGAGGGUUGUGUGGAGGUCCUACUCGAACAAAGAGAUUUUCGUCACUUUGAUGGGAACCCUUUCACCCCGCUUCAUUGUGCUGUGGUCAAUGACCAUGAGACCUGUGUCAACCUCUUAUUUGAAGCCAUGGGAUCAAAGAUUGCAACUUGCAAAGACUCAAAGGGCAGGACACCUCUCCACGCAGCUGCUUUUGCUGGCCACAUAGACUGUGUUCAGCUGCUCCUGGCCCAUAGUGCAUCUGUGGAUGAGGUUGACCAAUCAGGGCGCAGUGCCCUGAUUAUGGCAGCAGAGAAAGGAAGAGUCGAAGUCGUAGAAGCUCUACUCACUAGUGCCAAUGUGAACCUCAAUCUGACUGACCAGAAGGGCAAUACAGCUCUCCAUCUAGCCUGCAGUAACGGAAUGGAGGAAUGUGCAUUGCUCAUUCUUGGAAAACUUCCAGACUCUGCCCUCGUCGCUACAAAUGCUGCGCUGCAAACACCUCUGCAUUUGGCCGCUCGCAGCGGGAUGAAGCAGACAGUGCAAGAGCUGCUCUCUCGUGGGGCCAGUGUUCAAGUGCUAGAUGAGAAUGGUCUCACCCCUGCUCUGGCUUGCGCUCCCAGCAGGCAAGUGGCUGACUGCCUGGCUCUCAUUUUGGCUACCAUGAUGCCUUUCUGCUCCCCUUGCAGCUCUGGAGCUCCUUCGCCAGGCGCCCUCCUGAAAUCUCUGCCCCGCCAGGCCAAGAGUCCCCAAGGCCCCCGAAGUCCAAGGGACCCCUCCGGCCCCUCCAGUGAGGGCACGACUACUGAAAAUGAUUCCGAUUCAGAGACAUUUUGACCCCGACUCCUUCUAGAUACACCGGACAUAGUUUUCAAAGCACAUAUUGUCAUGAACCUUACAGAAGUUGUACAGAUUUCUGAUUAUGGAGUGCAGCCUCUGUAUUAAGAGAUUAUGACAUAUAGCACACAUGGUACGCUUUUGUUCUCCCACACUUGUUUGCACAGGAGAUUUUUUCGAAAGCCAUUUGAAUCACUUUAACACAGGUUGAUUGAUGAUCGAUUGCCAAAUGUUGACUGACUUCUCACACUUGAAGGUUUUGUUAUGCGUCUCCUACGUUUCCGUGUAAGCUUGUUGUGUUCGAAAUGACGUGAAAGUCUAAUGGUGUGUGAUUUAUUAGCCGUUUAAAAAUCUUUUCAGAUUUGAAAAGGUGUUUAGUGUUUGUACUUCAGUCUUAAGACUAGUCAUGAAAUCCAGUGUGAUGUGAUGAAAAAUCCAGUGCAAGUUGUCCAUUUCCGGAUCGUACACCAGUUGUACUUUACAUAUUAUAUUUGACAAGUUGUGAAAAGAAAGCUCUUAAGAUUUAUAUUGCAAAAGAGCAUUUUUAAUCCACUGAGAUAACAACAUUUCUAGGCCUUGAUGGUCUAAACUUACAUCUGACGCUUUCGGAGAGUGAUAAUUUUGACACCUGAUUCCUUCUCAGACAUAAAGACAGUGUUCAAAUAAUACUUCUAUUCAGGUUGAAUUUUAGAUUCUAGUGAAAGGGCACAGCAUGUUAUGUGAACUAUGAUGUUCUCAAGCCUGUACUGAUAUUUAUUGACAUUUAGAUGACAACGGUACUACAGUUGUAUGCACUUAUGUAUAGGAGUAAAUGGGUGUUUAAAGGAAUAGUUCACCCUGUAGAUUAUAAUUCUGCCAUUGUUUACACGUGUCAGUGUUUUUGUGGGACACAAAAGGACAAUUAUUGAAGAAUCUUGAUGUGGCUCUUUCCAUACACCAAUACUGUGUCUGUCAGGCUCUAAAAAUGACAAAGAAAUACCUCCAAAAGAGCUACAUACUGUAUUCAGAGACUUCUGAAAUCAUACGAAUGCUUUGUAUAAUAUUUCCCUUAAGUGAGCUGUUGGUUCUGGAUCAUUGUUAAUGAAAUGAAUAGAAUUGUGAAUAAUGACUUAAAUUUUAGUCUGUUCCUCACAUAAAAGUAUUAUAUCGCUUCAAAGGACUUCUCCUUCUGUGUCAACAGCAGCGGUAGGAAGUAAUGUGAGAGAUAGUAAGUAAUGACAGAAUUGUGAGUUUGGGGUGAACUAGUCAUUUAAAAAUGAAUCUAUAAUGAACUUUUCCAGUCUUCUUUUUUCUUUCCUUAUGAAAAUCUUUUAAGAAUUUGCACUGGUUGACUAUCAGUCCUUUUUUUAAACAGAUUUCUAAACAUGCUUUUGGGGGGGGGGGGGAUGUUAGCAAGUGUGUUUCUUUGCUUGUUUCUAUUUUGCUUCAAAAGAUGAAGAGCUUUCAGCGAAGACGGUGUUUUAAUAUCUUGCCGGUCAGAAACUUUCCAAAACAAAUUGAAAAUGAAAAUGUAAACUACCAUUUGUCUGUUUGCCUUUGUCCACGAUGUGCCAGUUUCUCCACCGUGUCCAGUGCCUUGUUCUGCAUUUUCAGAGUUUGUUAGAUUACAUCAGUAUAUGUUUGUAUGUAUGGAGUGUAAUGAAAGUCUGAAGAUGUGAAGAUAAGUCUGGGUCACACCUGCCAAUCGGAAGCCAAUGUGUUUUUUUACCAAGUCCUAAUGUUUGUGCCUAUGAGUGUGUGAUUUACAAUAGAAAACAGUCUUCGUACAUAUCAGCUCAUGGACAUUAGCAUCAUUACCAGAGCAAACAUUGCACACAACUGUCUAAUAACAGAAGCACAUGGGUGAGUUUCUUUUCAUAAAUUAGAUGGAUAGAUUGUGAGUGAAAGGAUGCAGAAGAAUGAGUCAAACAGUAUUAUAACAGAAAAAAAAAAGCUUUGAAAUGUGUGACAAUCUAGAUUAUGGUUUCCUCCUUCAUUCCAAUGUUGAAGGUUCUUUGUCAGCUCAAGUCUCUUUUAUAAAAAUUGUAUGACUAUUAUAUAAAACGUUUUAACAAAGUUUUG
Molecule: messenger RNA, 5729 nt
Organism: Carassius auratus (goldfish)
Lineage: Eukaryota; Metazoa; Chordata; Actinopteri; Cypriniformes; Cyprinidae
Product: serine/threonine-protein phosphatase 6 regulatory ankyrin repeat subunit B-like
Exons: 28
Coding region: 465-3668 (1067 amino acids)
Molecular function (GO): protein binding
Source: RefSeq, a predicted model, not a curated record